This is a messenger RNA of Myodes glareolus (Bank vole), 1810 nucleotides long. The record is from RefSeq and is a predicted model, not a curated record. Lineage: Eukaryota; Metazoa; Chordata; Mammalia; Rodentia; Cricetidae.
UCCUUUCCUAUAAUGCCUAUGAUUCUAAUCAUAUGCAUGGCCAGUCAUGCAUACACAUAGAUGGAACGUAGGGUAUUCCCUUCAAAGUUCAUCCCAGCAUAGGCUGCCUUUACUGCAAGCAUCUAAAGUCAGUUCAGGCUGGAAGGACUGGAUGUGUUUGGUCGCUGACAGGGAGUUGCUAAGGGUUGCCAGGAGGGAGUGGUCUGCCUACCACACCCUUUGGAACUUGGGGGUGUAGCUCGGUGUAGGCAGUGGUCCUGAGUUGCUAAGUUCCCCAUUAUGCUUGCCUGUCUCACCCCCUCUCCCCCUCCCUCUGCAGGCUACCUGACAGUGAACAUUGAGCCCCUUCCUCCUGUGGUGGCUGGGGAUGCAGUGACCCUGAAGUGCAACUUCAAGACAGACGGCCGCAUGCGCGAGAUCGUGUGGUACCGGGUGACAGAUGGUGGCACCAUCAAGCAGAAGAUUUUCACCUUUGACGCCAUGUUCUCCACCAACUACUCACACAUGGAGAACUACCGCAAGCGGGAGGAUCUCGUGUACCAGUCCACUGUGAGGCUGCCUGAGGUCCGGAUCUCAGACAACGGUCCCUAUGAAUGCCACGUGGGUAUCUACGACAGAGCCACCAGGGAGAAGGUGGUCCUCGCCUCAGGCAACAUCUUCCUCAAUGUCAUGGCUCCUCCCACCUCCAUCGAAGUUGUGGCUGCUGACUCACCUGCCCCUUUCAGUCGGUACCAGGCCCAGAACUUCACACUGGUCUGCAUCGUGUCAGGAGGGAAGCCAGCGCCCAUGGUUUAUUUCAAACGGGAUGGGGAACUGAUCGAUGCGGUACCCCUGUCAGAACUGCCGGCAACCAGCUCCGGCCCCCUCCAGGACAGCAGGCCCUUCCGCGGCCUUCUGCAUCGAGAUGUGGACGACACCAAAAUGCAAAAGUCACUGUCCCUCCUAGACACUGAAUACCGGGCUGGACGUCCCUACACGGAGCGCCCCUCACGCACUCUCACCCAGGACCCCAGCCUUUUCGUGCAGCCCACCACGGAAAACAUCCCAGAGACAGUAGUGAGCCGCGAGUUCCCCCGUUGGGUACACAGCGCAGAACCCGUCUACUUCCUGCGCCACAGCCGCACCCCAGGCAGCGAUGGCACGGUGGAGGUGCGAGCCCUGCUCACCUGGACCCUCAACCCGCAGAUAGAUAAUGAGGCCCUCUUCAGCUGUGAGGUCAAGCACCCAGCGCUGUCCAUGCCCAUGCAGGCGGAGGUCACGCUAGUUGCUCCCAAAGGACCCAAAAUCGUGAUGACACCCAGCAGAGCCCGGGUUGGGGACACGGUGAGGAUUCUAGUCCACGGAUUUCAGAAUGAGGUCUUCCCAGAACCCAUGUUCACGUGGACGAGAGUGGGCAGCCGCCUCCUGGAUGGCAGCGCUGAGUUUGACGGGAAGGAACUGGUGCUGGAGCGGGUUCCUGCCGAGCUCAAUGGCUCCAUGUAUCGCUGCACUGCCCAGAAUCCACUGGGCUCCACCGAUACACAUACUCGGCUCAUCGUGUUUGAAAACCCAAAUAUCCCAAGAGGAACAGAGGACUCCCGUGGUUCUGCUUCUGGCCUCGCUGGCGUCCGGCUCACCCUGGUGCUUGCCCUGACAGUGGUCCUGGAGCUCACGUGAAGAUGCCGCCUCCUCCCGACACUCCAGCGGCCUGGCAUCUCUGCGAUCGAUUUUCAUUUCUUUUCUAAACUAUUUCCAGUCUUGUUCUUAGUCUUUGCCCAUGUCUUGGCUUCUUCACUGGGUUUAAUUAAAACAAACGGACCAAUUUUCCCCA